Messenger RNA from Caenorhabditis remanei, 702 nucleotides. RefSeq lists its product as uncharacterized. The record is from RefSeq and is a predicted model, not a curated record. Gene Ontology annotation, molecular function: protein binding. The transcript is spliced from 2 exons. Lineage: Eukaryota; Metazoa; Nematoda; Chromadorea; Rhabditida; Rhabditidae. Bases 1 to 702 code for a protein of 233 amino acids.
AUGCUAAAAGGUUUUCCUAUUCAACGACUUCCUCAAGUCGUAUUCAGAGAAGUGUUGAAAUUGAUGCCACCUGUGGAAAUAAUCGCCCUCUACCAAACCUCCCGAAAAUCCGGAAUCAUUGUCCGUCAAAUCACCAGAUACCAACGUGUGAAAACAGCGUUUACACAAGAACGCCCCCCGUAUUACCUAUUCUAUUUGUCUGGGAGUAACGGAAUGAUGUCGUCUUUAAUGUUGCUCAAGAUUUGCGAGGAAAUGGAGGAAAUUCCAGAAGAAAUGGUGCUGAGCUAUGAGGAAAGAUGGGCGAUUUUUAAUCACACGGAUGUCUGUGAAGCAUUUCGAAAAACUUUGAACUUUUUGAAGGAUAUUUUCGAAAUUGAUUUGACAGAAAUGAAGUUUUACAAGGCUUCUCAACAAGAAAUAAACUCUAUCAUCCGGAGCACUGGACAACAAAUUGACAAAUUUCGAAUGCGGUCUUGUGGGCUCUUUUGGGAGUUCUCGGAAGAAAUAAUGGAUUGCAAAACAAUUGAAAUCCUUCGAGUACCCAAGAGCACUGAGGAGCUGAAGAAGUUCUUUAGGAAUUGGAUGGUAUCAAAUUGGAAAUUUAAGGAGUUUCAGUUGGAGGGAAAAUUUGAUCUACAAACGAUAUUCAACGAGUUGAUAGAAGAGAUGAAGAAUAGAGUAAAGGUUGGCAGAGAAGAGUAA